AUGAUCAAAAUUCCACCGACAGAAAUUGUACAACCGGAUCAAAGUUAUUACAUACCGCAUCAUGCUGUCUUACGUGACAGUAGUGCAACUACUCGACUGCGGGUUGUUUUUAAUGCAUCCUGCCGUACCACUAACGGAACCUCGUUAAACGAUAAUAUGUUUAUCGGACCUAAACUUCAAAAGGAUUUGGCCGCUGUCAUAAUGCAGUGGCGCCAAUAUCGUUACGUAUUUACCGCCGAUAUCGCCAAAAUGUAUCGUCAAAUUUUAGUUGACUUCCGCGAUACUGAUUACCAGCGCAUUCUAUGGCGCUCUUCUCCCAGCGAACCUGUUCGCGACUACCGUCUUCUUACCGUGACGUACGGCACUGCCGCCGCUCCGUAUCUCGCUCUUCGAGUGCUAGACCAACUCGCUGAAGAUGACGGUGCUCAAUUUCCGUUGGCCGUCCCUGUUCUACGUCAUCAAACAUACGUUGAUGAUUGCGCGUUCGGAGCCGACGAUCAUAUCCUUGCACGGCAAACACGAGACCAAUUAAUCGCGCUUCUCGCUAAAGGAGGCUUUCGCCUACGAAAGUGGGCAAGUAAUUCUCCAGAUCUUUUGUCAGACCUCGAUCCUGCCGAUCAUGGACUAGCCACUCACAAAGUCCUCCAAGACGAUGAACACCUUAAAGUGUUAGGAGUUAGUUGGAAUCCAAAGCUCGAUGCGUUUCAACUUCGCGUAUCUCUCCCGUCUUCGCCGGGAAAAACGAAAAGAGCUAUUCUCUCGACAAUCGCUGGGUUUUUCGAUCCGAUGGGAUGGGCCGCUCCCGUCAUCAUCGGUGCAAAGAUCUUUAUGCAACGAUUGUGGUCGAUCCAAUGUCAGUGGGACGACGACAUUCCGGGUGAACAUUUCGACCACUGGGCAACUUAUCAUCACCAACUACCGCAUCUCGAGACGCUCAGUAUUCCGCGUUGGACGACGCACGGAUCUCAUACUCUGCACAGCGCACUCCAUGGCUUUUCCGAUGCCUCAACUAUGGCUUUCGCAGCCGUUGUUUACCUUCGCGUUGUUAAUGUCGACGGCUCAAUUAACAUCUCUCUUCUCAUCGCAAAAUCGAAAGUGGCUCCCCUCAAGACGAUAAGCGUUCCCCGAUUGGAAUUGUCGGCGGCGCUCCUUCUCGCUCGGUUAGUUAAUUAUGUGCGGUCCGCUCUUCAACUUCCGAGUAUCGAAUGUCACUGUUGGACCGACUCAACCAUCACACUCGCUUGGCUAAGUCAGUCUCCAUCUCGAUGGAAAACUUUCGUUGCCAAUCGCGUUUCGAUCAUUCAGUCCUUGCUGCCUGAAGUUUCUUGGCGUCAUGUUCCAACGCAGGACAAUCCUGCCGAUUGUGCUUCUCGCGGUCUAGCUCCCCAUGCUCUCGCAAAUUAUAAUUUAUGGUGGUCAGGUCCUUCAUGGCUUUGCCAAUCUCCAGAAUCCUGGCCGACUUGCGAGCUCUCGAUACCAGCCGAGACCGCCCUUGAACAGCGUUCUCAACCACCUAUUCAUUCUUUACAUGUAACCCCUAGUUGGGAUCUCGCAUCACGUUAUUCUUCGUGGCCUCGAUUGCUCCGAAUUACCGCUUAUCUUUACCGUUUUCUUUAUCGACUCCGAUCCUCUAAAAGCGCAUCGUCUUCACAAGCGAUCCUCCAUCCCGAAGAGAUCCAGAAAGCCAAACAUUACUGGCUCCGAGUUAUGCAAUCCGAGAUGUUUUCCGUUGAAAUCUCGACUUUACAACGGCAACUUCCGUUACAAAAAACUAGUUCCUUAUCCACACUCAAUCCUUAUUUGGACGCUGACGGACUUCUUCGCAUCAGAGGACGGCUCCGUCAUGCUUGCCUUUCAGAAACGACGAAGAAUCCGCUCGUAUUACGAGCACAUCCAUUGCUAGUUCUUAUUAUUCAGCAUCAUCAUCUCAGAACGUUACAUGCUGGUCCCCAAUUAACACUCGCUUCAUUACGUAAUGAAUUUUGGAUCCUCCGAUCUCGCGCUACCGUUCGUGCUGUUCUGUAUCAGUGCGUACAAUGCACUCGUGAGCGCGCUAAAAAACCUGUCGAACUCAUGGGCGAUCUACCGGAGGCGAGAGUUAACCGUGCCGCUCGCGCAUUUAUACAUACUGGCGUUGAUUACGCUGGACCAAUCACUGUCCGAACCGCGCCCGGCCGAGGACACAAAUCGCAAAAGGCUUACAUUGCGCUGUUCAUAUGUUUAACGACCAAGGCUAUGCAUUUAGAACUUGUUUCCGAUUACAGCUCGCCGACCUUUAUUGCAGCGUACCAGCGAUUUGUCUCCCGCCGAGGACUACCGCAGUCCAUGUACUCAGACAACGGUACAACCUUUCAUGGCGCUAAUCGAGAAUUAUCCGAAGCUCACGCGAAAGCAAUUCGCGAUCCAAGCUUUCGUAAUCGUCUCGCUAGCGAUGGAACUGCGUGGCAGUUCCUACCCCCGGCCGCACCACAUUUCGGCGGACUGUGGGAAGCCGGUGUCAAGAGCGUCAAAUACCACAUAAAGCGUUGCAUCGGCCUCCAUACAUUAACUUUUGAAGAAAUGACCACGUUUCUUGUCGCAUUGAAGCUUGCUUAA
This is a messenger RNA of Nylanderia fulva, 2595 nucleotides long. Lineage: Eukaryota; Metazoa; Arthropoda; Insecta; Hymenoptera; Formicidae. The record is from RefSeq and is a predicted model, not a curated record.